Homalodisca vitripennis (glassy-winged sharpshooter) is the source of this 2824-nucleotide messenger RNA. Its product is annotated as tetraspanin-18-like. Gene Ontology annotation, cellular component: membrane. Bases 198 to 1016 code for a protein of 272 amino acids. The record is from RefSeq and is a predicted model, not a curated record. NCBI's taxonomy places the organism in Eukaryota, Metazoa, Arthropoda, Insecta, Hemiptera, Cicadellidae. The transcript has 8 exons.
UUUGGGACUGUUCGAAGCAAGGAAACGCGCUCAGAUCGGGAAAACUUUCGUUUGGUCAGUUUCAAGCGCACUGUUGUCUCGUGUAGUCGUGUCGCGAGCGUCUUUGUGUGGGUUCGUAUUUCGGCUCUUACAAGUGACAGUGCUUUUGGAUAUUUUUGGGCUUUAUGAUCGGCUAGCUCCAGAUUACUAACGUCAUCAUGGGGCUCGGCUGCGGGAACUGCUUCGCAAAGUACAUCCUCUGUUUGUUCAACUUUGGAUUGUUCUUGGCGGGCGGAGCGAUCCUAACGGUGGGCGUGUGGCUCAACUUGGACAAGAAGUCUUUCAUCGCGUUCACCAAGAUAGUGGAGAGUGAAUCUCAGAUUCCAGAGUUUCAGCAAUUCACGCAGCCCCACGUCAUCUCCCAACUCAGUUACAUCCUGAUCGCUGCUGGCGCUUUCAUCUUCCUGGUCAGCUUCCUCGGGUACUGCGGUGCCCUCAGGGAGUCCAGAUGUCUCCUUGCUUUCUAUGGCAUUAUGCUCGUGCUCAUCUUGAUCCUGGAAAUAACAGCAGCAGGGAUGGCUAUUGCUUACAGAGCAAAAGCAGAAGAUGAGACACGCAAGUUCCUGCAAACAACGAUAAAAGACUACUAUACUCCACAGCGCGACAAGUCCGACGUUGUCACUCUCAUGUGGAACUAUUUAAUGGCACAGAUGUCCUGCUGUGGACUGGACAGCUUUGAAGACUUCUCAGAUAAGUUCAAAGAGGAGAACAGCACCCAGCUUAUUCCGGCUGCAUGUUGUGUUCUGGAAGGGGACAUCAGGAGAUUCACUCCCAAGUUCCCCAACUGUACAACAAGCCCUUCUUAUGCCAAUUCGUAUUACAUGACCGGUUGUUACAAGACAGUGUUGAACUGGGUGUUGGACCACAUCAAUGUCGUGAUCUGGGUCGUGCUGGGAACAAUAUUUGUGGAGCUGUUCACAGUGUUCCUAUCGUUCUGUCUGUGUAAGGCUCUACAAGGCUACGACGACGACAAGUAAACGCCCAUGUAGAGUGUAACACUCAGUGUGAUUGUGAUUUUAGUCUCUAACAACAAAAGAUGAUUUUGUCUAUUUUGAGGCUCAAAACACAGUGAAGCAACAUACCAAAUAUUGUUAUCGAAACAUUUUGGACGAGCUAAGCUUAUAAACACUAUGUGCAUAAUUGUAGUAUAAGUAAAUGAUUGUUAUAGACUUAGGUUUAUUUUGUGUUACCAAAAAAAAUAGCUGUUAAUCGAUUUUGAUUGUAAAUAAACAUUUAAAAGUUCGCGGAAAGUUGCGAGUUGGUAAAACAGAGUCAUCUACGUAAUUAAUUUAUUAUGAUUAAAAAUCCCAACUACUGGAAAAAAUAUUUGAACAUUUUUAGCAACUCAAUGUAAUGAAUGAUUCCUGUUAAAUUUUAAUUCAUUAUGAAAAUUCCAGUUAUAAGUAAAGACAUAGAGUAAGUUUGUGUAUACGUAAUUUUAAUUAUUGAGGAAUUGGGACCAAGUUAAAAGAUUGUUAAUAGCAUUAGUAUAAACAGCCAAUAUCUUCAUCAUCAGUCAAUGUAUAUAGUGCUUUGUAGACAGCUCAAAUAGUUGUAAACGUUGUUAUAAUUAAUUAAUUGUUAACACUUUUUCAAAUAAAAAUUCUCAUAUUUGUGAAAGAAUGUUUAUUGAUAGGUAAUAGUAUGUGGAUAUAAAACAGAUUUCUAAACUUGCGAGGGUACAGAGAAUACUACUGCCUUUAGUUUUGUUAAGAAUAUUUUGAGACCAAAAGUACGUUUUGUGAGAAGGUAUUAAAUUUCUUCUGUACAAUUUGUACUAUAUGGUAUAAUUUAUUGUGUAUUACAGUAAGAUAGAUCAUAAUAUACUCUAAAGAUGCUUAAAUGUAUGUUAGCUGAAAAAUAUUUGUAAGAUUUAAAUUAGUGCAUAAUAAAUGGCCAAUAAAAAUUCAACGUGUACUGUAUGUUUUAAUGUAUAAGAAAACUUUAAUGUGAGUAAAAUUCUGUACCAGAUCUAGUUUGUUGAUAAUUAAAAAAAAUAUAUCUGGUGAACUAACUCCUCUACUUUUCAGUACUCAAUAUUCAUAAUACAGAUGGUAGGUGAAUAAUACAUAAUUAGAAAUUUGAAAGACAAAACUAGAUUUUUGAUUUAAAAAGUAUAUAUCCUCCGAAGGAUAAAUUAGGAACGAUAUUCCAAAAAAAGUACAAAGAUGAUAUAUUUUGUGAUAGUUAAGUUUAAGUUUCUAAUAUUUGCAUGUUAAAACUGUAUGUUAAAGUCAGGUUGACAUAAAGGACAAGAUUUGAUAAAAAAAGAUGUUACAUUGUUAAUAACUCUUUUUGGAUGAAUAAUGAUACACAACCUUGUCACAAUAUAAUAUAAUAGUAAUAAAGUAUGCAAUAAUUAAAUAAUAAAUUAUACAAUUCCAGUGUCCAAAAUAAAUAAAUUUGAUUUUUAAUACUACACACUCAAGUAAUUUGACUUCCCUUAAAGUUAUGUAAGUUUUUAUGUUGAGAAAUUAUCAUGGGAAGUUUAAGAAUUAAUAUCAACAUCUAAAAGCAAUUAAGUAUUAAAUACAAUAUUGUGUAAAUAAUAAAUAAAUCAUCGAGAGUACCAUAAGUCUAAUUUAUUACCACCCAAGCAGAGCAUAAAAUGUUUUACUGAAAAUUAACAUUUGUUGUUUCAAGUACUGUGAACAUAGCACGCAAAUGUUAAUAAUGCAAAGUGCCUUCAACCACAUUUCUGUAUUUUAUAGUUUUGAUAUAGAACUGACGUAUUUGUAAUGGUUUAUGUUAGAGAAAUAAAUAAAUAUAUGUGCUUUCGUAAAAA